Messenger RNA from Erigeron canadensis, 1773 nucleotides. Its product is annotated as regulator of G-protein signaling 1. The transcript has 11 exons. The record is from RefSeq and is a predicted model, not a curated record. Lineage: Eukaryota; Viridiplantae; Streptophyta; Magnoliopsida; Asterales; Asteraceae. The coding region runs from base 47 to 1450 and encodes 467 amino acids.
CCCAGUACCAUAACGACGGCGGUCCUCCGAUCAACAACCGUACAAGAUGACCGGAUGUGACGUCAUCGGCGGAUGUCCAAGCGACUACGUGGCACUUGCAAUCUCCAUUAUCUCUUUUAUGUUCCUUUUGGUGAGAUCAACGUUCCCUUUUUUAAUUCACAAGGUUCCUCGGCCUAAAGGAAGUAGCUUUUGGCUUCCUACGAUUCAAAUUGUAGCUAGCUUCAACCUUUUGGUGUCACUUGCCAUGUACCUUCAUGUUGUGAGGUUUCAUAGGAAGCAUUGGUGGCAAUCUUGUUAUGUCUGGGCAGUUUGGGUUAACGGUCCACUUGGAUUUGGAUUGUUAUUGAGCUGCCGCCUUAUACAAGCAGCCCACCUGCAUUCUGUAUUUGUCAAGAGGCGUUUAUUUCCUAUAAGAUCAUAUAUUAGUCUUCCUCUUGCUCUUCUGCCCUGGCUUGCCUGGGCUGCAUUUCUUCACAUAAAGCAGCCUCUAAAUAAUCGAUGUCACAUGGGGACCCAAUGGGCAGUUCCCCAUAUAUGCUUUCCUGUGCUAUAUAUUGGUGCUUUGGUUGCUAUUACUGGAGCCGUUCAUCAUAUUGAGUUCAAAUUUGAUGAGCUCAAGGACCUUUGGCGAUCAAUACUUAUAACCUUGUUUUCCAUUGUUGUAUGGGUGGUUGCUUAUGUUCUGAAUGAGACACAUGAGGAGAUCAUGUGGCUUCAAGUCACCACCAGAUGCAUGCUUCUAGUUGUGGCAAGUUUUCUUGUGGUGGCUUUCUUCUCUAUUUCAUUCUCUCAACCCCUGGUGUCGGUUAUGAGCUUGAACAAGAAGGAAAGCUUUAAUGUAAAGACAAUGGGUGAAGCUCUUGGGAUACCUGAUAGUGGGCUUUUGUCACUGACUGAUCCAACUCUAGAUGUCGAUCCAAAUGAACCCUUGGAUAAACUUCUAUUGAACAAAAGAUUCCGAUCAUCCUUCAUGGCAUUUGCUGACAGUUGUUUGGCUGGGGAAAGUGUUCAUUUUUACAAUGAAGUACAACAGCUUGAAAAAAUACCCGUAAACGAUCCUGUAAAAAGAAUUUACAUGGUACGACACAUCAUUGAGAAGUACAUAAACUCAGGUGCACCUAUGGAGGUAAAUAUAUCUCACAGGACCCGGCAAACAAUUCUCACAACUCCUGAUCUUGCUCAACCGGAUCUUUUCAGAAAUGCUGUCACUGAGGUGCUGCAGUUGCUAAACAUGAACUUGGCAAAAGAUUAUUGGUCAUCCAUGUUCUUCAUGAAGUUCAAAGAAGAAGCUGCUAUGAGAAGUGCUGAUCAUGAACUUGAACAAGUAAACGGUUGGAAUUUUUCUCCAAGAUUAAGCUCUGUUCAUUGUCCCGACGAUCCUUUCUAUCAAGACCACAUUCCAAGGGAUCCACCUAACCACGAUUUUCAUGUUUCAUACUCGACAAGAUGAUAUGAAGAUGCUAAGAUGCUGUUUCUAAUUGCAUAAAUGCCCUUAUACAUCUACCGAAGUGGUAUCCUGGCUGGUUGAAACCCAAGCAACAUUUGGCCCACCCUCUUUAUCCAUUGCCUAUGGGAUAGGGGAGAUUUUAACCUUGUCAUGAACCACGAGUCUCGGGCUGUUAACUCUCUAUAGGGGAAAAGUUGAGCCCUUCGCUCCUAAAAGAUUUCGUUUCUAGUGAAUGAGAUCACUCAGGAAGAAAUUUUGCCAUGUUGUACCAUUGUAUGUACAGUAAGUUGUCAUUAAAAUAUUGGUAUAGUUCAUUUCGGGUUUCA